CAGCCGUUGUGUGCUGGCCAAGCUGGGCCUUCGGCUGGGCGGCAGAGGUGUCGGCGCAAGUGUGGGCGCUGGGCAGCAGGUAGGCAGUGUGAUCCGUCGUUGACUGCACUCGUAGCAGUGCGAGCCUCUUCCAUGUGCGUCUAAGGUUGUGGACAUUGCUCUCCGUGCGUGCGAGGAAAUUUAUGCACGGGACACCGCGGGAAGACCCCGAAAAAGUGAUCGUGCCAAUCACGGCGCCGGCAGGCUGCAGCGCGCUGCCACAAUGACGGAAUAUAAACUAGUUGUCGUCGGUGCGGGUGGUGUGGGAAAGAGUGCCUUGACAAUCCAGCUCAUACAGAACCACUUUGUGGAUGAAUACGACCCAACAAUAGAGGACUCCUACAGGAAGCAGGUGGUGAUUGAUGGAGAAACAUGCCUGUUGGACAUACUCGACACUGCAGGUCAAGAGGAGUACAGUGCCAUGAGGGACCAGUACAUGCGGACAGGCGAGGGCUUCCUGCUGGUCUUCGCAGUUAACAAUGGCAAGUCAUUCGAGGACAUCAGCAUGUACAGGGAGCAGAUCAAGAGGGUUAAAGAUGCUGAUGAUGUGCCCAUGGUCUUGGUGGGCAACAAGUGCGACCUGCCGACACGUGCAGUUGACAUGAAGCAAGCAGGGGAGGUUGCACGCAACUAUGCUAUUCCAUUCAUCGAAACAAGUGCCAAGACCAGAAUGGGAGUUGACGAUGCCUUCUACACGCUUGUUCGUGAAAUUCGCAAAGAUCGCGAGUGGAAAGGCAAAGACAAGAAGAGGCAUCGCAAGGAGGGUCGCAAGAAGCGCUGCUUUAUCUUAUAGGACAGGUGGGUACAUAGCUACCGAAGACAUCGUCGGGACCGUUGUUGCCAAGCCAGCAGGAGAUGAUGGCUUGUUGCAGGAUGCAAAACUGUUAUUAAUGUGCAAGGGAUGCCUUUGGAUAGCCAGCUUGCAGCAGUCUGGCCACGAUGUGUGCUCUGCCGUGUAUAUCACGGUGACCUUGUUCUAAUUAUGUGUUGUCCACUUUAUUGGCGGCCUAGUAAUUUGAAUGUCUUAUUCACCACGUUCAGUUGUAUGUUGCCUACCUCUUGUUAUUAUACCCUUCCCAUGUGUCCACCUUUGCAGCUGUGUUUUUUUUGGGGUCUUUAUCCUAUCGUCUGCCAGAGUACUUCUUUGUGGUGGGUAUCUUAUGCAUCCAGGUUGGUUGCACACUGUUUGACGGGAGAAGGGGAGGGCUGAUGUGAUUGGCCUUCGUGAUGGAAAGCAUUUCUCCUAGUGCUUCCCAGGUGAUGCCAGGUGACCAACUUUCAGAGAGCGUGCGCUCUGGCCCAUGUAACCGUGACUGUCUCGUUUCGAUUCGUUUUGUACUUUCCGUAGCAUUUGUCAAAUACUGUAGCCAUUUGUUUGUUUCUAUUACAUUUCCUGCCAAGGUGUUAAGCUAUAGCUCUUGUAGAGCUGGUAAUUCUUGGUGCAAAGCAGUUCCUUGUGUAGCUUUCUCCUUGAUUCUUAGCCUACAUGUUCACUGCAGUAUCUUCUCAUGCAUGCCUUUUGGCAUAUAAAAGAAAGUGAUGCAUUAUAAUUGCAUGAUGGUUGCCAAAGUUGGUAAUAUGACAAACCGAAGCUUGUGGGGGUAGUGAUGCCAACAACUUUCCCCACUCAGUUUGUAUGCAAGUGUCACAAAGCUUUCGAUUUGCUGCCCCCUUCUCUUCAUUGCUCUUGUGAGUCAGUGGCACGGUAGGUAUGGUUUCAUGACAUUUAAACGUGGCUGUGACCAGUCAUUGUUUCAUGCCAUUGCAUUCGAGUCAUUCAGCACAAGCCUCACUUGUAUAAACUGUUUUUUAACACUAUGCUGUCCAUUUGUGUUUCUGUAACAUUGUUGCUGCACUCAAAUUCGUUAGCCAAUCCUCAUGAUUGUCGAUAGACUUGACAAAUAUUACAAACACAGAAGGUGAUGUCACCUUGCAGAAGAAAUUUCAUACUUAUUAUAAUGUAAAUGCCACAUUUGAAUUAAGUCAGUCCCUUUUAUUCCUUGGUUUUGCAGUGGUUAUUAGAUACGUAGCUCUAUAGCUUAUUCUCACACACACAUGCGGACAACUGAUAGCAUUAUUAGACAUGUAGUGUUGCCAGAUGUAAAGAUCAGUAAGCAGGGAUUGUAUGCUUGAACCAACAUUUUGACCAUCCUCUUGAAGGCUGUAACCGGAAGGUUCUGGCCUUGAAGACAAGUUCACUUGUGAAAUUGUCUGCUCUGGCACACAAAACUCAGAUUUUUUUCAUUGCAAGCUUGUAUCUUCCUGUUCCUGCUGCCGUUUUCUGGAUCUAGCUUUGUCAUUAGUUCGUGUGUUCUUCAGUGCUGCCAAAGACUCCAUAGAAUGCCCAAGAGCUAGAAUUGCUUACUGCACAUAAUAUUUUUCCAGCUUUCUUGUUUUCAGCGGAGGUCAGCUGCCCAGCUGUGCACUAUCCCCAGCUGCUUUGGGCCACAUUGAAAUAGGAAUGGAACGCAAUAAUGCCAUGCACAAUAAAACCAAGUUGAAGAGCUGCAAA
This is a messenger RNA of Rhipicephalus microplus (southern cattle tick), 2551 nucleotides long. It is a transcript of the gene Ras85D, whose product is annotated as GTPase ras-like protein 1. Gene Ontology annotation, biological process: signal transduction. Gene Ontology annotation, cellular component: membrane. The record is from RefSeq and is a predicted model, not a curated record. Gene Ontology annotation, molecular function: GTP binding; GTPase activity. NCBI's taxonomy places the organism in Eukaryota, Metazoa, Arthropoda, Arachnida, Ixodida, Ixodidae.